AUUGAUCAAGGAACUGUAGAAUUAUUUUAACUCUCAGGAACGUGAAGAUGCAUUUAAGGAGAACAGCCGCAAGGCCUGAUGUCCAAUCCAAUUCAGCUCCUCAGGUCGAGAAAGUAAAUAUGUCGAUAAGUACUCCUAGUACUACAAGUACUCCUAGUACUACAAGUACUUCUAGUACUCCAAAGACUGGACUCAUUUCGGAAAUAUCUUUUCUUCUGAAUGGAGUAAAAUGCACUGUUUCAGCUGGAGAACAAGGUCCUUCAGUAACCCUGGCUAAAUAUAUAAGAGAGGUUGCGCUACUCACGGGAACAAAGGUAUCUUGUAAUGAGGGAGGGUGUGGUGCCUGCAUAGUUACAGUUAAAAAGCAUGACCAAGAUACACCAAGAUCUCUGAACUCAUGUUUGACUCCAGUGUUGUCCUGUGAUGGUUGGGCAAUUACAACUGUAGAAGGACUCGGAGAUAAGUCUAAUGGAUAUCAUCCUAUACAAUCCAAGUUGGCAGCUGAAGGUGGAAGUCAAUGUGGGUAUUGCUCCCCUGGAAUGGUGAUGCAAAUGCAUGCCUGGAUUUCAGAACAUCCAAACCCAACCAAACUGGAGAUAGAUAACAUUCUAGACGGAAAUAUCUGUAGGUGUACCGGGUACAGGCCAAUACUUGAUGCCUUUAAGUCCUUUGCAGACAAUGUAACAGAUAUUGAAGAAUUGAAAAUCUGCAAGAAUACUGGGAAAGCUUGUCCAGGAAUGGGAUCUUGUGGGACAAUUACUCCAUCCUGUCAUGGCAAAUCAAAACUGAAUGAAUCUUUUGAGUGGUACACCCCAACUAAAGUAUCGGAACUGCUUGAAAUUAUCAAGGGUUUGCCCCAGAAUGCAAAAUACAGAAUUGUUUCUGGAAAUACUGGAACUGGUGUUUUCAAAAAUGAUGGACCCUACACUGUCUUCAUAGAUGUUAACAAGAUUGCAGAGCUUCAUGAAACAAGCUUGGAUGCUGAGGUAGUUCUUGGGGCUAACGUAAAGAUCACUGAUGCCAUCAAUCUUCUUGCUACCACCAAUAAUGAAGUUUGGCAAGGAGUGGCAAGCCAUCUGAAGAAGAUUGCUAGUUAUGGUAUAAGGAACCAAGGAUCUCUGGCAGGAAACCUUAUGAUGAAGAAUGCUCAUAAUGAUUUUCCGUCAGAUGUCUUCCUUUCUUUAGAAACAUCAGGAGCUAUGCUAGAAAUUGUGAAUUCAGAUGGCCAACUAACAUCAAUUGCUGUUGGAGAAUUACCAAUGUUUGAAAUGACUAAUAAGGUUUUGGUGAGAAUUAGAAUCCCACUUGGGGCAAAAUCAAACAAAAAAAAUAAUUUGAACAAGCUUUGGUUGCAAGCAGAGCCUACCAAUAAGAGAGCAGGUCAAGAAUGGAAGUAUAGGUCAUACAAGAUAAUGCCAAGAAGCUCUAAUGCACAUGCCUAUGUGAAUGCUGGAUUUUUGGCUCUUGUUGAUACUUCUGACAACUUUAAAAUCAUUUCCAAGCCAAGGAUAGUUUUCGGAGGGAUCAAUCCAGGCUUUGUUCAUGCCAACGCUACAGAAGAGUUUCUUAUUGGAAGAAACAUGAAUGAUCAUGACAUGUUCAUGGAGGCUCUGUCAAUCCUUGCUGCAGAACUUGCUCCUGAUGAUGAACCUGUGCUAGCAAGUGCUCUUUACAGGAAACAGUUAGCCAUGGGAUUAUUCUACAAAUUUUACCUCUAUGUCUUGGGAAACACUGCAUCAGCUGCAGUACAAUCUGCAGCUGCAGACCUAGACCGAGGACUGUCUUCCAGUUCUCAGUCUUGGGAAACAGAUGAGAGCCAAUGGCCAAUAUCCCAGCCAGUAGAAAAAACAGAGGCUAAGGUUCAGUGCUCUGGAGAAGCUGUUUAUGUCAAUGAUAUUACUGCCUCCAAUGGAGAAGUACAUGCUGCUUUUGUUUUGUCUGGUCAUGCAAACUGCACCAUAAGUGCUGUAAAUGCUGAUGCUGCUUUAGCAAUGCCAGGAGUAAUUGCCUAUCUGGAUGCCAAUGAUAUCCCUGGUAUCAAUGACUGGAAAACAGGUCCAACUCCAGAACCAGUAUUUUGUGCAGGAAAAAGUGAGUAUGCAGGGCAAGCAGUUGGCCUCAUAGUUGCCGAGACAAGAGAAAUUGCUGUGGAGGCUGCUAAGAAAGUAGAAAUUACCUACGGCAACCUUGGAGAAGUUGUAACUGAUACAGAAAAAGCAAUGGAAAACUCAGAGAAUGUAUUAGCAUUGGGACCCCCAGUCUCAUAUGGAGAUGUUUCAACUGCAAUGGCUGCUGCAGACUCUGUUAUAUCAGGAAGAUUUCGAAUGGGAUCUCAAUAUCACUUUCAUAUGGAAACCCAUGUUUGUAUUGUGACUCCUACCGAGGAUGGAUUUGAUGUUGAAAUACCCUCUCAGGAUAUCAAUCAAACUGCGAUAGCUGUUGCAAAAGUAAUGAAGACAACAGUAAACAGCAUUAAUAUAUCAGUAAAAAGACUUGGAGGAGCAUAUGGAGGCAAAAUCUUUCUACAAAACUCUUGUGCUACUGCUGCAGCAGUUGCAGCUAACAAGCUCAGAAGACCUGUCAGGCUUUGGCUGAACCUGGAGGAUAAUAUGAAGAUGCUUGGAAAAAGAAAUCCAUAUGUUUUUGACUAUAAGAUUGGAUUUGACAGCAGUAGGAAGAUAGUUGCAGUUGAAAGUGACAUCUACUCUGAUGGUGGUUGGAAUUUUAAUGCUUGUGACAGCCCAUUUGCAAUUUUCUUUGGUCAAAGUUGCUACCACAUUCCUGCUUUGAAGUUCUCAGCAUUUGGAGUGAAAACCCAUACUCAAUCCCACACAGCAAUGCGAGCUCCAGCCAUGUGCAAUGGUCAUGCUAUGCUUGAACACAUGAUGGAGCAUGCUGCUGCAGAGCUCAAUGUUAGUCCACUAGAGUUGAGGAUGAACAAUGUUAUGGUUCAAGGUUCUCCUGUAAUACCACCACCAAACACACUAGAUGUUCCCUGUCCAAUCAAAGACAUAGUUGAUCAGAUUAAGGUCAGCUCUGACUAUGAUCAAAGAAUUCAAGCAGCAUCUUCCUUCAAUGAGGCAAACAAGUGGAAGAAGAGGGGGAUAUCAGUUGUUCCUAUGAGGUAUGGGCAUGAAAUGAAGGGAUGGGGAAUCAAGUAUCACUGUCUUGUGUCCGUGUUUGCUGAUGAUGGAACAAUUUCUGUUACUCAUGGUGGAAUAGAAAUGGGUCAAGGACUUAAUACAAAGGUUCACCAAGUGGUUGCAAAAGAGCUUGGUGUUGACAUGAGCAUCAUCAAAAUCAAACCUACGAUGAAUGUUACCAAUCCCAAUGGUUCCACAACAGGAGGCAGUGUUGGAUCUGAGAUGAAUUGCGCUGCUGCUAUUAAUGCUUGUGCUAUCCUCAACAACAAUUUAGCCCCAGUGAAGGAGAAACUGGGUCUCAAUGCAUCAUGGCAAGAAAUAGUUGCUGAAGCUAACAGGAGUAACAUUGACCUCUGCGGCAGAGUCAUGUUUUCUCCUGACAAUGAUGCCAAGGUUAAGGGGUACAGUAUCUGGGGUUGUGCUGUUACAGAAGUUGAGGUGGAUAUUCUUACUGGAGAGAUGUUCAUUGUCAGAGCAGAUAUCAUUGAAGAUGCAGGUCUCUCUACUUCCCCACAGGUAGAUAUUGGACAAGUAGAGGGAGCAUUUUCCAUGGGAUUGGGCUUGUGGACAUCUGAAGAGUUGAAGUUUGAUCCUGUGACUGGAGAACUGUUGACCAAGAAUACUUGGGAGUACAAGCCCCCAGCAGCUAAGGAUAUCCCUCAAGACUUUAGAGUAACACUGCUGAAGAAUUCUCGAAACCCCCUUGGAAUAUUAUCCUCCAAAGCAACUGGAGAGCCUGCUCUCUUGAUGUCAGUGAGUGUUCUGUUUGCAAUCAAGGAUGCACUAAACCACAGCAGAAAGGAAGCUGGCCUUAGCGGAUGGUGGAAGUUGGAUGGCCCGGCAACUGUGGAGAAGAUACAUCAACAUGCUGGGGUUAGCCCAGACCAGUUUAUAUUCUAGGGAACAGUUCUUUGAUUUCAUCAAGCAGAGGCCAGAUUUAAUAAAUUUCAGCUAUAAUAUAGAGACGGUUCUGUUCCGUAUUUAGAAUUAGUGAUUCAGACGUUGUUAGGGUUUUCAGAGAGCAUAACGUUUCGCAAAAAUAAAUGAAGCAAAAUUUCACCAAAAUGUUUUUCGUAAAAAUAUUUUCGCAAAAUACGAAAAUUGGAAAAUGAUUUUGUUAAAUGCGAAAAUUUCUCCAAAAUGUGG
This is a messenger RNA of Eurytemora carolleeae, 4289 nucleotides long. RefSeq names its product xanthine dehydrogenase. The transcript is spliced from 20 exons. NCBI's taxonomy places the organism in Eukaryota, Metazoa, Arthropoda, Copepoda, Calanoida, Temoridae. Gene Ontology annotation, molecular function: 2 iron, 2 sulfur cluster binding; FAD binding; iron ion binding. The coding region runs from base 48 to 4043 and encodes 1331 amino acids. The record is from RefSeq and is a predicted model, not a curated record.